AGCCGCACCGGAAGCCGCUCCCCCGUGAGGCUGCGGAUCCCGAAGAGCGGCCGGAGGGCCAGGCGCCAUGGCUGCGGAGCGGACCCGGCCGCUGCGAGGCUCUGGCGGCCCGAGCGCGCCUUGUCGGUGUGAAGCCGGCGCGAGGUCCCGGGCCCCGGGGCGCUCGCUCAGGUAAAUUUUUCCAUAACCUUAUGGAGAGAAAGGACUUUGAGACAUGGCUUGAUAACAUUUCUGUUACAUUUCUUUCUCUGACGGACUUGCAGAAAAAUGAAACUCUGGAUCACCUGAUUAGUCUGAGUGGGGCAGUCCAGCUCAGGCAUCUCUCCAAUAACCUGGAGACUCUCCUCAAGCGGGACUUCCUCAAACUCCUUCCCCUGGAGCUCAGUUUUUAUUUGUUAAAAUGGCUCGAUCCUCAGACUUUACUCACGUGCUGCCUCGUCUCUAAACAGUGGAAUAAGGUGAUAAGUGCCUGUACAGAGGUGUGGCAGACUGCGUGUAAAAAUUUGGGCUGGCAGAUAGAUGAUUCUGUUCAGGACGCUUUGCACUGGAAGAAGGUUUAUCUGAAGGCUAUUUUGAGAAUGAAGCAACUGGAGGACCAUGAAGCCUUUGAGACCUCAUCGUUAAUUGGACACAGUGCCAGAGUGUAUGCACUUUACUACAAAGAUGGACUUCUCUGUACAGGGUCAGAUGACUUGUCUGCAAAGCUCUGGGAUGUGAGCACAGGGCAGUGUGUCUAUGGCAUCCAGACCCACACUUGUGCGGCAGUGAAGUUUGAUGAGCAGAAGCUCGUGACAGGCUCCUUUGACAACACUGUGGCCUGCUGGGAAUGGAGUUCUGGAGCCCGGACCCAGCACUUCCGGGGGCACACAGGGGCGGUGUUUAGUGUGGACUACAAUGAUGAACUGGAUAUCUUGGUGAGUGGCUCUGCAGACUUCACUGUGAAAGUAUGGGCUUUAUCUGCUGGGACAUGCCUGAACACACUCACGGGGCACACGGAGUGGGUCACUAAGGUAGUUUUACAGAAGUGCAAAGUCAAAUCUCUGUUGCACAGCCCUGGGGACUACAUCCUGUUAAGUGCAGACAAGUACGAGAUCAAGAUUUGGCCAAUUGGAAGAGAAAUCAACUGUAAGUGCUUGAAGACAUUGUCUGUGUCUGAGGAUAGAAGUAUCUGCCUUCAGCCAAGACUUCAUUUUGAUGGCAAAUACAUUGUUUGCAGUUCAGCACUGGGACUCUACCAAUGGGACUUUGCCAGUUAUGACAUCCUCAGGGUCAUCAAGACUCCUGAGAUAGCAAACCUGGCCCUGCUUGGCUUCGGAGACAUCUUUGCCCUGCUGUUUGACAACCGCUACCUGUACAUCAUGGACUUGCGGACAGAGAGUCUGAUUAGCCGCUGGCCUCUGCCUGAGUACAGGAAGUCCAAGAGAGGCUCCAGCUUUCUGGCAGGCGAAGCAUCCUGGCUGAACGGACUAGACGGGCACAAUGACACAGGCUUGGUCUUUGCCACCAGCAUGCCCGACCACAGUAUUCACCUGGUGUUGUGGAAGGAGCACGGCUGACCCAUGAGCCACCAGCACCGGCAGACUUCGGGUGCCAGGCUGUGCGUUUCCGGUGCAGCCUCCGUGGCAGCCGACUGCAUGAACCAAAGUUCUCACCUGAUGGUAUCGUCACGCAGUGCACAAUCAUUUAUCUCUGUUUGCCAGGGGCCAGGGCUUGGGGCGGGGGAGGGCUUGUUUUAUGGGCAAACAACGCAGCAUGCUAAUGGGACACACUGUUGACUUCAUUUGUACUUAAUUACGUUGGUCAGCGAAAGAGGAUGCAUUUUGGAUUCAUCUUUAUUGAGUGGAAUAUUGGUUUUAAGUAAAGAAAGUUAAAUGGUUCAUUAAUUUGCUAAUUGGUUGCCUAUAAAAUCACAUGUGAUCUGAUAUGAAAGCUUUUUACCAUA
Molecule: messenger RNA, 1942 nt
Organism: Ochotona princeps (American pika)
Lineage: Eukaryota; Metazoa; Chordata; Mammalia; Lagomorpha; Ochotonidae
Gene: FBXW2
Product: F-box and WD repeat domain containing 2
Exons: 8
Coding region: 192-1556 (454 amino acids)
Molecular function (GO): protein binding
Source: RefSeq, a predicted model, not a curated record